AUGGCAGCAGCAUUGCGCUUCAAACUCGUCUUCUUCUGCCCUAUCAAAAAUACCUCAGAAGUUCUCGAGAAGCUGUUCAAGUCACAUCCGACACAUGUUGGUAGACUCGGGGAAUAUGAAUGUUGUGCUUUCAUAACACCUGGAACGGGACAAUUCAAGGCUCUAGGUUCUGCCAGCCCACACAUUGGCUCCAUCGGGCAACUCGAAUCAGUCAAAGAACAUUGGGUGGAAGUGUUAGUGAAAGAUGAAGGACAGAACGAGCAGAUCCGUGGAGCUGUCAAUGAACUAAAGAAAGCACAUCCAUAUGAGGAGGUUGCAUACGAAGUAUACCGAAUUGAGGAUUUCUGA
Fomitiporia mediterranea MF3/22 is the source of this 348-nucleotide messenger RNA. RefSeq lists its product as uncharacterized. The coding region runs from base 1 to 348 and encodes 115 amino acids. The transcript has 3 exons. Lineage: Eukaryota; Fungi; Basidiomycota; Agaricomycetes; Hymenochaetales; Hymenochaetaceae. The record is from RefSeq and is a predicted model, not a curated record.